Thunnus maccoyii (southern bluefin tuna) is the source of this 1883-nucleotide messenger RNA. RefSeq names its product exosome component 1 (gene exosc1). Gene Ontology annotation, cellular component: cytoplasm; nuclear exosome (RNase complex). The record is from RefSeq and is a predicted model, not a curated record. Gene Ontology annotation, biological process: RNA processing. Gene Ontology annotation, molecular function: RNA binding. The coding region runs from base 17 to 706 and encodes 229 amino acids. NCBI's taxonomy places the organism in Eukaryota, Metazoa, Chordata, Actinopteri, Scombriformes, Scombridae. The transcript is spliced from 8 exons.
AUGUGCCUCAACAAACAUGGCGGACCGAGCUGGAUGUCCUCCUUCUCCUAACCGACCAAUCAGAAUUAACCCGAGCCUUUCGUCACAGCCAAUCGACGAACGGUCUACUCUUCUCGAAAACAUGUCGCCCAUGAAGCUGUGUGUUCCAGGUGACAAACUAUGCAGUGUAGAAGACUGUAUUCCCGGCACAGGAGUGUACAUGCGGCACGGCUACAUAUACUCCUCAUUAGCAGGCUAUGUGCUUAGGAAGAACGAGGGAGAGGAGUUACCAGUAAUCUCAGUGGUGAGGGAAACAGAAGCACAACUACUACCAGAUGUAGGAGCAAUAGUCACCUGUAAGGUGACCAGCAUCAACCCCAGAUUCGCCAAGGUCCACAUCCUUUAUGUAGGCUCCACACCGCUCAAGGACCGCUUCAGAGGCACCAUCAGAAAAGAAGACGUGCGAGCGACAGAGAAAGACAAGGUGGAGACCUACAAAAGUUUCAGACCUGGUGACAUCGUCCUGGCGAAAGUGAUUUCUCUCGGUGAUGUGCAGUCUAACUACCUGUUGACUACGGCAGAGAAUGAACUGGGAGUGGUGGUGGCACACAGUGAAGCAGGUGCCCAGAUGAUUCCCAUCAGCUGGUGUGAGAUGCAGUGUCCUCGAACACAUUCCAAAGAAUUCCGCAAAGUGGCGCGAGUGCAGCCGGAGUAUCUACAGGCAUGAGAGUCCUGAAACGUUUUUUCUCCCACAAGGAACACACAGCUUCCCCUCCCUCCUUCACUUACUGUCGUCAUGCAGCCUCCCGACUCUGUUUCAGAUGUAUUACGAGAGACUGGACGACACGCAUAUCGUUGGCUACUUCCUGGCUUCAUGUCAUUCUUAAGUGUAUAAGUAGCUUUCCAUCUGCACAUUUUGUCAUCAUACGAUUAUGCCAGCUUGAAAACACUGAUGCAGCAUCAGACCAAACUGCAAAAUUGUCAGGACGCAUCAUAAACAACGCAGCGACUGUUGUUAAGACAUGUUUAUGGAAAUCUGAAAGCAUUUGCCAGCGGUGUGGGUUUUUUAAAGUUGCCUAUAAAUUGCCUGAUGGCAGCCUGAUGAGAACUGUAAACAGAAGAAAUGACUCAGUUUACUCAGGAUGUUACACCGCAGCUGACAAUCUCCAGAUUUCUAGAUGAUCACUAUGUUGAGAAGCUAAAAGCAUCAGAAUUUUGCACCUAGUAAAGAAAGGUGUCUUUCAUAGAUGCAGGAUGCUCUCAGUUUUGCUAAUAAGAAUUAUGACAUCAUCAGGUCGCUCAGGUGAUUUUAGCGUUUGGUCAAGACUGCAUCUUGUGUAAAGAGAAAAACGAACACUCUGCAUUUUGUAACCAGAGAAAUCAUUGCAAAGGGCAGUGGUUAUAUGUGUUCUGAAGUAAGGAGGAUUUGACCAAAAUGAUGCAUAGUGCACAUUGCACUUCGGAUUGCAUGAUGUCAUGUAGGUGGCUGACUUGUUUUUUUAUACCUUGUCCAUAAAAGUGACAAAAACAGUUUAGUUGAAAGACACUUUAAUCUUCCGAGGCUCCUUUCAAGCUUUUCCAGUUUCAAGUGAACUGAUGGACAAAUGUUGUCCACAGCCUAGUUUUUAAAGGAAAAUGAAUGUGAUUAAGAGAGCUUUAUGUUCAGAAACAGCUACUGAGCACAGAAUAUUGAAGUACGACAUGUGAUAGUCAUAUAUUUCUUUUUUGUUUUCUAGCACAUUAUCAAUGUGAAACAAUAGUGAGCCUACAAUAAACAAGCAGAAAUGCUUUCAUGUUAUCAUUCUUUGAAGCAAAGCGUACUUGGACUUCCUUCUUCCUUAUUCUUUCCUCACUUUACAGCAGAGGUCAUGUGCAAGAAUGAAAUAAAACGACUAUCAAAACCA